Molecule: messenger RNA, 867 nt
Organism: Colletotrichum orchidophilum
Lineage: Eukaryota; Fungi; Ascomycota; Sordariomycetes; Glomerellales; Glomerellaceae
Exons: 2
Coding region: 1-867 (288 amino acids)
Molecular function (GO): arylformamidase activity
Source: RefSeq, a predicted model, not a curated record
AUGUCAACCUCUCUAAACUUCACUGAGCAUCAUUAUGCUGCCGACAACGAGCUUCAGAAGCUAGGUGUCUGGGAAUUCCCCUCAAAAGCUGAUAACGCGUCUGGAUACUGGGUAAUCUAUAUCCACGGCGGUGCCUGGCGUGAUCCUCGGAAGACUCUUCAGGAUUUCGGCACCUCCAUUCGGGAAAUCCUGAAGUCCAGCUCUAUCCCCAAGUCCGAGGUUCGUGGCUUCAUCAGCAUUGACUAUCGUCUCUCCCCGCAUCCCCUCUACCCGCAAGACCCCGACGUCACUGCUCCUACAGAACUUCGUUCUGCUCAACAUCCGGAUCACCUGCGCGACACCUGGUCUGCUCUUGCAUUUCUCCAGCGUGAAUAUCACAUCGAGGACCGUUACAUUCUCAUCGGACACUCGGCCGGCGCUACCUUGGCACUCCAGCUACCUAUGGGAUCCGUUGCGCUCGGCGCAGUCCCGCCACCAAAGGUCAAGAUGCCAUCUGCAUUCAUCGGCGUCUCCGGCAUAUACGAACUUUCCAAUUUCAAUGCCCGCCAUGAACAUACUUACACUCAGUUCAUUGCCGGUGCCUUUGGAGACGAUCAGGAGUCUUGGAACAAGGUCGUCCCGGCUACCUUCUCUGGGAGCUUCAAGGAUGCUUUGCCUACGAAACCGCUUAUUCUUCUGGCCUGGUCAACGGAAGACUCACUGGUUGACGAGCCUGAGAUCGACACAAUGGCUGCUAAGCUGAGCAAGGACGGAGUGGAGUGCACAGUCGUCAAAGACCUGACCCACGACCAUGACUUUGUUUGGGAAGAUGGCAAGCAGAUUGCCCGCCUGUUGUCGGAAGCUCUCCUUUUGUUGAGGAAAAACUAG